GAUGAUGUUUUACUAGAUUAAAGUUUUAGGGUCUACAAUUGGGGAUAGUUAAUUCUCAAGUAUAGAUGAACAAGGCUAUUUCUUUGUACUGUUCAACUCUAACGAAAAGGAAAAUGAAAUUUAUAUGGUUACCCUUACCCUAUAGGAGUAUUCAUCAGAAAUAAUCUUUUUGUUGGAAAGUGCCGAGAUAUGUUUGCCCUAAUAAUUGCACUAUAGUCAAUUGCUCAAUCAUUUGGUUUUCUGGAGAAAAUGUUUGAGCAUCCAGAUAGGAAUGUUGUCAACAAGCCGGAACAAAAAUCUAAGAAGAGAAAAGUAAAUCCUCAAGAUGAUGAUUGCCAUCUUACUGGUAAUCCUGUUCCUGUUAUAGAGGCUAAACAACGUUGGCCUCACCGAUAUUUGUCAAAGGCUAAAUGGGUACCAAAGUCAAUGUAUAAUAUAGAAUGGAGUGGUGAGGAUAUUUUACAAGCCAAUAGCCAUUACACUGAGGCACUUGUUGAUGGGGUUACUAUUAAACUAAAUGAGGAUGUAUAUAUUGCGGCUGAGGAAGGAAAGCCAAAUUACAUUGCCAAAAUAGUAGAAUUUUUUGAGACUGUUGAUAAGGAGCAAUUUUUAACCGCACAAUGGUUCUAUAGAGCUGAGGACACUGUUAUUAAAAAUCAUCACCAACUAAUUGAUCAGCGUCGAGUAUUUUUGUCGGACAUUAAAGAUGAUAAUCCAUUAGGGUGUAUUUUGAAUAAAGUCAAAAUCAACACCAACACAUCAAAUGUUGGCGCUGCUGAGCUAUACUGUGAUAUGAAAUAUGAGUUGCCAUAUUUGACGUUUUCCAAUUUGACGCUUGAUGAACAAAACCAAGGCACUGGUAGUGAUACAUCAUCAACUAUUUCAAGUGAUCACAGUUCAGUUGAUGCCACUGAUGAUGUUACUAGUUGUGCAAAGCAAACCAAGUCUGGGCAAGAAGUUGCAAAAUUGACGAAUGAAAUGACCUUACUAGAUUUAUAUUCAGGAUGUGGAGCCAUGUCUACAGGGCUUUGUCUUGGUGCAACCUUAGCUGGAGUUAAACUUACAAAUAAAUGGGCUGUAGAUCUUAACGAAGAUGCAUGUGAGUCUCUCAGGAGGAACCAUCCGGAAACUGAGGUGAGAAAUGAAAUGGCAGAAGAAUUUCUAUCACUACUGAAAGAGUGGGAAAAGCUUUGUAAUAAUAUGGUAUUGUCAGUUCCACCUCCACCUCCAAACGAGGUAACUCAUUUGGAUGAUAAUACUGAUGAUGACUCUCCGCUUGAACCUGGGGAGUUUGAAGUCGAGAACUUACUUGAAAUCUGCUAUGUAAAGAAAAAGGGCCUCUAUUUCAAGGUACGUUGGAAGGGAUACGGACCAGAGGAGGACACUUGGGAACCCAUUGAUGGCUUAAGUGGUUCAGAAGAACGGAUAAAGGAGUUUGUUCACAGAGGAUACCAAUCCAAAAUACUGCCUCUUCCAGGGGAUGUAGAUUUCAUUUGUGGAGGACCUCCUUGUCAAGGUAUCAGUGGAUUCAACCGCUAUAGAAACACACAAGAUCCUUUGAAGGAUGAAAAGAACCAUCAAUUAGUGGUUUUUAUGGACAUAGUUGAGUACUUAAGGCCAAAGUAUGUCCUAAUGGAGAAUGUUGUAGACAUAUUGAGAUUUUCUGAAGGUUUUCUGGGUCGUUAUGCUGUUGGAAGAUUGGUUAGUAUGAACUAUCAAUCUCGUAUGGGGAUAAUGGCAGCUGGAUCCUAUGGUCUCCCUCAAUUUCGAUUGAGAGUAUUUUUGUGGGGAGCUCAAACAUCAAAGAAACUACCACAAUAUCCUCUUCCUACUCACGAAGUUAUUACGAGAGGUGGGGUUCCUGUUGAGUUUCAGGACAUUUAUGUGUCAGAUGGGAAACAAAAGUCUACUUCGCUGGAGAAGGCUCUUUUAUUAGAGGAUGCCAUAUCAGAUUUGCCUCCAGUUACAAACUUCGAAGAUCAAAAUGAAAGGCCUUAUGAUGGUGCUGCCAGUACAGAUUUCCAACGUUAUAUCAGAUUGAAAAGAAAGGAUAUGAUAAAUUUUAAUGGUUCAGCUGAAGUAUCAUCUGAUUGCGACCUUUGUGACCAUCGUCCUUUACAAAUGAAAGAAGAUGAUUAUCAGAGAGCAUGUCAGAUCCCCAAAAGAAAGGGGGCAAAUUUUAGAGAUUUAGCUGGGGUGCUUGUAGAUAACAAGAACAAAGUGUAUUUUGAUCCUUCGAUGGAAAGAGUUUACCUUCCCUCAAAAAAGCCUUUGGUACCUGAUUAUGCAAUGCAAUUUGUUCGCGGUACUUCUACUAAGCCGUUUGGAAGGUUGUGGUGGGAUGAGACGGUUUCUACUGUUGUCACCAGGGCUGAACCUCACAACCAGUGUGUCCUCCAUCCUGAGCAAGAUAGAGUUCUCACUAUCCGCGAAAAUGCAAGGCUCCAAGGGUUUUUAGAUUGUUAUAAACUUUAUGGUCCUGUUAAGGAAAGGUACAUACAAGUAGGGAACGCUGUAGCAGUUCCAGUUGCCAUUGCUCUAGGAUAUGCAUUUGGCCAAGCUAAUCAAGGCCUUGUUGAUGAUAAUCCAUUAACAACACUCCCUUUCAAGUUUCCUCAGUGUCUUGCUCGUCACCAAGAUUUAGAAUUAUGAUUCCUAAUUACAACUUAUCAAUUAGAACGUGUAUUCUUCAGGUAGUUUUGAUUGUAUUACCUUUGAAUUAAUUAUUGUUCAACAUUAGUUAACUUAAUUAAUUAUUUACAUGUAUUUUCUUUUUUUUUUUAUGCUAUCUUUAUUUAUGUAAAACAAUUUAAGAUGUUUUUUUUUAUCAGGAUAAGGAAAAAACAUUUUUAUGACAAGAGGUUGUUUGAUUUCACCCUAUUUCC
This is a messenger RNA of Amaranthus tricolor (Joseph's coat), 2885 nucleotides long. RefSeq names its product DNA (cytosine-5)-methyltransferase 1-like. The coding region runs from base 250 to 2652 and encodes 800 amino acids. The record is from RefSeq and is a predicted model, not a curated record. Gene Ontology annotation, molecular function: chromatin binding; methyltransferase activity. Lineage: Eukaryota; Viridiplantae; Streptophyta; Magnoliopsida; Caryophyllales; Amaranthaceae. Gene Ontology annotation, cellular component: nucleus. The transcript is spliced from 22 exons.